Sclerotinia trifoliorum is the source of this 1437-nucleotide messenger RNA. Lineage: Eukaryota; Fungi; Ascomycota; Leotiomycetes; Helotiales; Sclerotiniaceae. The record is from the annotation of a GenBank genome assembly.
UGUGAUGCUUUCCCGGCUAGCUUCUUGGUCAACAUUCAUACCAUCUAAUACAUGCGCAUAUCAUUGCUCUUCGUACCAUAGCUUGCUUAUUCGUCAUCAUGGUAUGUAAAAACUGAGUGUUUCUCAAUUUUCUGCUAAUCAAGUAUGAACUCAGGCCAAACCACUUUCAGAUGAAGAAAUUGCUAUUUUCAAAGAAGCGUUCGAUGCAUACGUACGUGUCUAUACCAGCGAUGAGUUAGUGAUUUUGGGAAUUAGAUGCUAAUAUUAUCAACAGGACACGGAUAAAGGUGGUAAGUUGUUUGAAGCGACGUAUUGUGGUACUUUGAGCUAAUCACUAUUCCAGGUAACAUUACGGUAGAGGAAUUCGGCCAUGUGAUGAAAGAGGCUGGAAAAGAUAUAAGUGAGGAAGAACUUGCACAGAUCAUAAAAGAAGUUGACAUCGAUGGUGAUGGUACCAUAAAUUUCGACGGUGCUUAUGACCUCAUGAAGUUUUUACAUUAUGGAGUGACAUUUACUAAACGAAUUUAGAGUUCAUUGCAAUGAUGACCGGCCGAACGAGACAAAAGAAGGAAUAUCUUAAGCUCAAUGAGGAUGAUUUGCGGGCAGAGUCUGCACCAAUUCCUGUAGCAAGUGAAGAAGAUGUCAACUUCCGAGAAAGUUUUGAAGAAGAUCCAGAAGAAGAGUGGAAAUCUGCAUGGAAGGAAUUUGAUCCUUCCCUCAAUGGUUCCAUUACUGCGGCGCAAUUGAGACAGCUCUUUGGAAAUUUAGGAGAGUCUAUAACUGAUUCGGAGAUAGAUAAUGAUAUAAUGAAUUCGGUUGACGCGGAUGAUAAGAUUAGUUGUAAGCAUUCCACAAUUCUACACGCCGAUGUGCUCCUAGUGGGAGGGAGAAUUACUGACCUUGCAUUAGAUAGGGAAUUUGUAGAGUUUAUGAACGAAAGAUCCUCGGCGGAGAUGGAUAUUUUCAACAGUUAUUAGGAAGGCAGGACAAUGAUACUUUUUGAUGCAUACCCUUCCCGUGUGAGAACACGGACAGGCCGAUGGAUGAUUGGAUUUCUAGACUUUAAUGUCUUCCAUGUGGGAAAGAAGCAGCGAUCUAUAUGUCGGAUGCUCUGCUUCAUGUACCUGUUGAAUUCAUUUGCAACCAAGUAAAAACUUUCUUUUUGGGUAGCCAUUGUUCGUGUCGUGGGAUUCGCUUUAGAUGACCAGCAAUGUGAAAUUAGCAUGGCAUGGAAAGAACUUUGAUUUCCGAGUUGGUACUCAUGUUUUUGAAGUGGGUUACUGUAAUCACAUUGGCUCGUUUUAUCAUUGAGUAAGGUAGUUGUCCUGUCUUGGAGUUUUCUCAAAGGGCCUACUGGCAUCGGCUACAUGCGUAAUACUGAGAUAGUGCCACUAUCAAGUCUUCAGCAUUGAGAAUAAUACAAGGAUGAAUUUGGCA